This is a messenger RNA of Torulaspora delbrueckii, 1605 nucleotides long. RefSeq names its product glutamate--tRNA ligase MSE1 (gene MSE1). Gene Ontology annotation, molecular function: glutamate-tRNA ligase activity; zinc ion binding; tRNA binding. The transcript has a single exon. The record is from RefSeq and is a predicted model, not a curated record. Gene Ontology annotation, biological process: glutamyl-tRNA aminoacylation. Bases 1 to 1605 code for a protein of 534 amino acids. NCBI's taxonomy places the organism in Eukaryota, Fungi, Ascomycota, Saccharomycetes, Saccharomycetales, Saccharomycetaceae.
AUGACAUUGAUAGUGAGAAGAUUAUACUCAAAGCUGGUGCGAAAAGAACCUGGUGGACUCUUUUCCGGCAAAUCGAUACUAUCCAAGAAACCUGUACAAGAUGUCCACCCAGAGGUGCCAGUUAGAACGAGAUUCGCACCCUCACCAACGGGAAUGCUACAUAUUGGCUCAUUGAGAACUGCAUUGUAUAACUAUUUGCUCGCCAAGAACACCAGAGGCCAAUUUCUGCUUAGAUUGGAGGAUACUGAUCAGAACAGACUAAUACAAGGCGCCGAAGAGAAUAUUUACGAUAGUCUAAAAUGGUGCGGUAUUGAAUACGAUGAGGGGCCGGGUGUCAAUGACGAGAAGUUCGGGCCUUAUAGGCAGAGUGAACGAACGGAGAUUUAUCAACAACAUGUUGAUGGGUUACUGAAGUCCGGGCAUGCUUACCGCUGUUUCUGCUCGAAGGAGAGACUUGAUGGGCUUAGAGAAUCUGCAAAACGAUUAAAGCCUCCAACGACGGUAACUUACGAUAGAAAGUGUGAAAGCCUUUCCCAAGGAGAGAUUGAAGAGAGAUUGGCACAGCAAAUUCCCCACACUAUAAGACUAAAAGCACCGGAAAGAUACCCAGCAUUUCAUGACUUACUUCAUGGAACUGUUGAUAUACAGCCACAGGUUAAUGUCAACGAUCGCAGAUACGAUGAUCCAAUCCUUAUCAAAUCUGACAAUUUACCGACAUACCACUUUGCUAACGUCAUCGACGACCACUUGAUGAAGAUUACACACGUCAUUAGAGGUGAGGAGUGGUUACCGUCAACACAGAAGCAUAUUGCAUUAUAUCGUGCAUUCGGUUGGGAUCCACCUUCAUUCAUUCACAUACCUUUGUUGACCAGCACAAACGACAAAAAAUUGAGUAAAAGAAGAGGCGAUGCAUCAGUGUGGAAUAUGAAAAGCAAUGGAAUUUUGCCAGAAGCACUGGUGAACUUCUGUGUACUAUUCGGUUGGUCACCUCCCAGAGAUUUAGCGGCUGCUAACCACGAGUGCUUUACACUGAAAGAAUUCGAGAGGGUUUUUGACUUGAACUAUUUGACUAAAGGUAAUGCCAAGGUGGACGAUAAGAAAUUAUGGUUUUUCAACAAACAUUAUUUACAGAAGAAGCUAGAAAAUUCUCAAGUAUUUGAAGAGAUCCUACAAGAAGUACAAACCGCAGCAAGGCAUAAAUUCGGCGAAAAGGCAUCGGACGAGAAAGUAGCAGCUGUACUUAAAGCCUGUGGUAAAUCAUUGACCACUGUUAACGAGUUCAAUGACACAUUUUAUUACUUUUUUGAGAAGCCAAAGUAUCAAGAUACCGAAGUAGCCACUAAAUUUCAUGCUACUCAUAAACAUGCCGAUGUCGUUAACAUCCUAACGCAUUUCAAAGGGACAAUAAACCAAUCAAAUAUGGAUGAGAUGAUAAAGGCGCUUGCUUCCCAGGCGGUGCCAAAGAAGUCGAUCUUCGAAUCGCUUAGAUUCGCCUUGGCAGGAGCUAAUCCUGGAACAAAGAUACCAAUCCUGAUACAACUACUCGGCCCUCAAGAGGCUAACCAGAGGAUUGAAGAGGCAAUCAACUACUUACAGAAGUCAUAA